This is a messenger RNA of Oncorhynchus keta (chum salmon), 1128 nucleotides long. Its product is annotated as ninjurin-1-like. Gene Ontology annotation, biological process: cell adhesion; tissue regeneration. Gene Ontology annotation, cellular component: membrane. The transcript is spliced from 4 exons. Lineage: Eukaryota; Metazoa; Chordata; Actinopteri; Salmoniformes; Salmonidae. The coding region runs from base 140 to 583 and encodes 147 amino acids. The record is from RefSeq and is a predicted model, not a curated record.
UCCUCUUCUUCCCGUUUAGGCGUUUUUCACACAGGGACCGACCCGGCGGCCACUGGCGGAGACACAACGACACGGACUCCCACAACACAUUUAGGAUUUUAACCCGCUUUAGUGUAAAUUAAAUAUUUAAGUGGCAAAUAUGGCAACCGAAAACAUGGAAAUGAACGGAGAUGCAGACAGAGAGCACGGAGGAGAGCUUCCACACCUUAGGGGCAGGAAUCACAGGGCGACGAGGGGUGCUCUGAACAUGAACCACUACGCCAAUAAGAAGAGUGCAGCAGAGAGCAUGCUGGACGUGGCAUUACUCAUGGCCAACGCCUCCCAGCUGAAGGCUGUCCUGGAGCAGGGCCCAGGUUUCACCUUCUACAAACCUCUCAUCACCCUCAUCUCCAUCUCCCUCAUCCUGCAGGUCACAGUGGGCAUCCUGCUCAUCUUCAUCGUAAAGUGGAACGUGAACGAUGAGAGCAUGCACUUCAAGCUGAACAUUAUGGAGAAUGUCACCACAGCACUCGUCUUCAUCAUUGUUGUAGUCAAUGUCUUCAUCACAGCAUUUGGCGUCCAGAAGCCCAACACCAACUCCUAACUGCCCUCACUCCUUACCCAUGGUCAUCAGCUAGUACACAGGCCAGAGAAUUUCAGUGAUCCAGUCUUCCAUAGGCCUCAAGCCAUCAGGUUCUCUGUUACGUCAAAGACAAUGGAUAGAUCAACUCUACAGGACUCACACUGGCCUUUCAUAUCCACAGCCAGUCAACAUUUCAGAGGCAAUUACAAACUCAGAGUUGACCAUCUUUGUCUUUGGCUUUCCAUAUUAAUUUCUCAGGAUCUCAGUCAGAUUCUCAGUUGCAUUAUCAAGAUCAGAAUUUGUCUUCCCCUGGUCAUUUACCCUACUUCAUGAUGUUACGUCACACACUUCAUCAGUUGCUAUUUACAUGCUGUGAGAACAUUACAUUGUUCAUUUAUUGUCUUUUCAAAUAUCAAAUCAAAUGUAUUUAUAUAGCCCUUCGUACAUCAGCUGAUAUCUCAAAGUGCUGUACAGAAACCCAGCCUAAAACCCCAAACAGCAAGCAAUGCAGGUGUUGAAGCACGUUGGCUAGGAAAAACUCCAUAGAAAGGCCAAAACCUAGGAAG